Messenger RNA from Gamsiella multidivaricata, 1371 nucleotides. RefSeq names its product mitotic checkpoint protein BUB3-like protein. Gene Ontology annotation, biological process: mitotic spindle assembly checkpoint signaling. Bases 83 to 1117 code for a protein of 344 amino acids. Gene Ontology annotation, molecular function: ubiquitin binding. The record is from RefSeq and is a predicted model, not a curated record. The transcript has 4 exons. Lineage: Eukaryota; Fungi; Mortierellomycota; Mortierellomycetes; Mortierellales; Mortierellaceae. Gene Ontology annotation, cellular component: mitotic checkpoint complex; bub1-bub3 complex; kinetochore.
UCAUGCAUGGAUCUUUGACGAAAGAGAGUGCCCUGAAUCCUGAUCACUUCCAUCUGCAUUCCACCAACACGACAUAUACCACAUGGCUGCUGAAUACGAACUCUUCGAACCCCCAAACGAUGCUAUCUCCUCGGUCGUGUUCCAUCCCUCGAAGCCCGAGAUCUUGAUGGUCUCGUCCUGGGACAAGAGUGUAGCGUUAUAUGAUAUCGUAAAGAACCAGCAGACUGCGAAAUACAACCAUGAAGCUCCCGUACUCGACUGUUGUUUCGGAGAGGGCAUGGAGGCAUACAGCGGAGGAUUGGACAGGACGGUCAGGAUGCACGACUUUGCAACGGGAAAAGAUAUUGUUCUGGGAUCGCACGAUGAUGCCGUGCGUGCCAUGGCUUUCAGCACCGCCAACAACUUCCUGGUGACAGGGUCAUGGGACAAGACGAUCGGGACGUGGGACCAUCGAGCUGGUGGAGUGGAGCACGGCCAUAACCUCGGGAAAUACAACCAACCGGAGAAGAUUUUCUCUCUCGAUGUCUGCGAUCAAAAGCUCGUUGUCGCCAUGGCAGGACGACACGUUUUCAUCUACGACCUCCGGAACAUGAAGGAAACUCUUCAACGUCGGGAGAGUUCGUUGAAGUACCAGACGAGAAUGGUGAGGUGUAUGCGGGAUGGGUUGGGGUAUGCAUCCUCGUCGAUCGAGGGAAGGGUCGCGGUCGAGUUCUUUGAUCCGUCCGCGGAGAGCCAGGCGAAGAAAUAUGCGUUCAAGUGUCAUCGAAAGACGAUCGAUGGCGUCGAGACGAUUUAUCCGGUCAACGCGUUGGCGUAUCACCCCAUUCAUGGAACAUUCGCAUCUGGUGGAGCCGAUGGCGUGGUGACACUAUGGGAUGGAUUUAACAAGAAGCGGCUACGACAGUACAACCCGUACCCGACCUCGAUCGCAUCAUUGUCGUGGUCCUGUGAUGGCAAGACAUUGGCCGUGGCGAGUUCAUACACGUUUGAAGAAGGCGAGAAGGAUCAUGCGCCGGAUCAGGUCUUCUUGCGGUCAAUAGCGGAUCAAGAAGCCAGGCCCAAGACCUUGCCCCCAUCUUCUGCAUCUUCUGCGGCAGUAGCGGGAUUGAGCAUGUAAGCAAGGGGCUCAUUGAAUGCAUUGUAAAGGCAUUAGGUUUCGCCUCGAUGUUUGAUGGUUCCGAAAUAAAGCAUACGAAGCUUUGUUUGAUGCACUUUGCAAAAAAACUUAAUAAUGUACAAUACCAUGAAAUGCGAAAAGAUGUGAGGGCAAUAUAAGAUAGAAGUCAUGCCAAAAAAAUAUUAAAUAGUUCUUGAUAGUCGACAGCUUGGUAUAGUUUUUUUUUUUUUUUUUUUUUUUUUUUUUUUUUUUUU